Prorocentrum cordatum is the source of this 375-nucleotide messenger RNA. Lineage: Eukaryota; Dinophyceae; Prorocentrales; Prorocentraceae. The record is from the annotation of a GenBank genome assembly.
AUGGCCGUGGCCAGCUUCGACGACCGCUCCGCCGUGCUGUGCUACUCGGACGGCGGCGCGGGCAGUGGCAACUGCAGAGCGCUCGGCAUGGCGGAGACGACCACCUCCUCCACCACAGAGACGAGCACCUCGGCGACGAGUGCCACGACCGUCACCACGACCCCGCACACCACCACGGAGACCACCAGCUUGUCGGGCACCAGCACCACGUCCUGGCACACAACCACAGAGACGCUCACCACCACGUCGCCCCACACCACCACUGGAACCAACACCGCUGGCGCAGAGGGGCCGCAGGAUUCGGGGAGCCGGGCACCGGACCUGCUGGGAGCCUGCGUGGCGCUGCUCGCGGCAGCGUCCGUCACGCUGGGCUGA